AUGGCGGGCUCCGGGAACGAGGCCCGCUUUGCGGGGUUGUCGCUGGUGCAGCUCAACGAGCUGCUGGAGGACGAGGGGCAGUUGGCAGAGAUGGUACAGAAGAUGGAAGAGACACAGAACGUGCAGCUCAACAAAGAAAUGACGCUCACCAGCAAUCGGAACCUGGCUGAAGGGAACCUACUAUACCAGCCACAACUGGAUGCUCUGAAAGCCAGUCUGUCCCAGAAAUACCAGGAACUCCAGGUGCUCUUUGAAGCCUAUCAGAUAAAGAAGACCAAACUAGAUCGACAGUCAAACAGCGCUUCCUUAGAGACCCUGCUGGCGCUCCUUCAAGCUGAAGGGGCCAAGAUCGAGGAAGACACAGAGAACAUGGCAGAGAAGUUUCUGGAUGGUGAGCUCCCUCUAGACUCCUUCAUUGAUGUCUAUCAGAGUAAACGGAAGCUGGCUCACAUGCGAAGAGUUAAAAUCGACAAGCUCCAGGAGAUGGCACUAAAGGGGCAGAGACUCCCUCAGGCCCUGGCCUUACUGCCGGCCCGGCUGCCUGAGCCCCUUCCCGCUGCCCCUCUACCCUACCCCACCCCUGAAGCCAGUGGGCCGCCUGCUGUUGCACCCCGGCGAGUGCCCCCUCCACCGCCGCCUGUGUUGGCAGGACGCUCUGCCACCCCGUUCACAGCUGCCUUGGGCUCAGGACAGGCCUUUCCAUAUCCAGGAAUGCAGUGUCCCCCACUGCCCCCGAGAGUGGGCCUCCCAUCAGCCAACCUCCCCCCACAGCAGGGCUUUUCUGCACAACUUGUGACGCCAUAUCCCCCUGCCCUCCCUCAGCGGCCCCCACCCCGGCUGCCCCCACACCAACCGGGCUUCAUCCUGCAGUGA
This is a messenger RNA of Chrysochloris asiatica (Cape golden mole), 873 nucleotides long. It is a transcript of the gene VPS37B, whose product is annotated as vacuolar protein sorting 37 homolog B (S. cerevisiae). Gene Ontology annotation, cellular component: ESCRT I complex. The transcript has 4 exons. NCBI's taxonomy places the organism in Eukaryota, Metazoa, Chordata, Mammalia, Afrosoricida, Chrysochloridae. Bases 1 to 873 code for a protein of 290 amino acids. The record is from RefSeq and is a predicted model, not a curated record. Gene Ontology annotation, biological process: ubiquitin-dependent protein catabolic process via the multivesicular body sorting pathway; protein targeting to membrane; protein targeting to vacuole.